Rangifer tarandus platyrhynchus (Svalbard reindeer) is the source of this 1449-nucleotide messenger RNA. The record is from the annotation of a GenBank genome assembly. NCBI's taxonomy places the organism in Eukaryota, Metazoa, Chordata, Mammalia, Artiodactyla, Cervidae.
AUGCAGCUCUACAGCAGCGUCUGCACCCACUACCCAGCCGGGGGCCCGGGUCCCACGGCCGCAACCGCCGCUCCGCCCGCCGCCGCCACCGCCGCCUCGUUCAAGGUCUCUCUGCAGCCCCCGGGACCCGCCAGCGGCGCCCCGGAGCCCGAAACCGGUGAGUGCCAGCCGGCCGCGGCCGCCGAGCCCCGCGAAGCCACCGCCGCUCCCGCCGCCAAGAUGCCCGCCUUCUCCUCCUGCUUCGAGAUGGUGUCCGGGGCCGCCGCCCCAGCCUCAGCCGCCGCCGCCGCCGGGCCGCCCGGCGGGUCCUGCAAGCCGCCGCUGCCGCCGCACUACACGUCCACGGCGCAGAUCACCGUGCGGGCCCUGGGCGCCGACCGGCUCCUGCUGCGCGGCCCCGAGCCCGGCGCCGCGGCGCCCGCCACCCCGCGUGGCCGCUGCCUCCUGCUGACCCCGGCACCAGGCGCUCCGGUCCCGCCGCGGCGGGGCUCCUCGGCCUGGCUUCUGGAGGAGCUGCUGAGGCCCGACGGCCCGGAGCCUGCCGGUCUGGACGCGACCCGCGAGGGGCCCGACAGAAACUUCCGACUGAGCGAGCACCGCCAGGCCCUGGCCGCCGCCAAGCACCGCGGCCCCGCGCCGCCCCCGGGGAGCCCGGAGUCCGGCCCCGGCCCGUGGCCCGAGGAGCGCCCGGCGGAGAGGAACCUCCGCGGCUGGGACAGAGCCGGGGACCGCGGCGACGGUUCAGGUGCCGAAGAGCUGGGGCGGCCCGACACGGAGGCCGAGGCGGCCCCGGCCCGGAGCAGCGAGGCGGCCCCGGCCCGGAGCGGCGAGGCGGUGAUCGUGUCCAGGUCGGAUCCUAGGGACGAGAAACUGGCCCUGUACCUGGCGGAGGUGGAGAGGCAGGACAAGUACCUGCGGCAGAGGAACAAGUACCGAUUUCACAUCAUUCCCGACGGCAACUGCCUCUACCGGGCGGUGAGCAAGGCGGUGUACGGGGACCAGAGCCUGCACCGGGAGCUACGGGAACAGACGGUGCACUACAUCGCCGACCACCUCGACCACUUUAGCCCCUUGAUUGAGGGCGACGUGGGGGAGUUUAUCAUCGCUGCUGCCCAGGACGGCGCGUGGGCCGGGUACCCUGAACUGCUGGCCAUGGGGCAGAUGCUGAAUGUGAAUAUUCAUCUGACUACUGGAGGGAGGCUGGAGAGCCCCACGGUGUCUACCAUGAUUCACUAUUUGGGCCCGGAGGAUUCCCUAAGGCCUAGCAUUUGGCUCAGUUGGCUCAGUAACGGACAUUAUGACGCGGUGUUUGAUCACUCGUAUCCGAACCCGGAGUAUGACACUUGGUGCAGGCAGACUCAAGUGCAGAGAAAACGCGAUGAAGAACUCGCCAAGUCCAUGGCCAUAUCCCUGUCCAAAAUGUAUAUUGAGCAAAAUGCAUGCUCUUGA